CCCACCGGCCACGGCCAUCAGAUUCGUCGUGUGUAGCGAAGCACUCGACGGAAUCCGGAAGCGAAGCGAGCGGAGAACGCCGACGAGCACACCACCGCCGCCGCCGCCGGCUCACGGUCUACCCACGCGCGUGGAAGCGGGGCGAUGGAGGCGUCGGGAUCCGAGCCGGGGCGGCCAUGGACGGUGUCCGCCACCUGGGCUCCGGCUGGCGGCGCGGCCGUGGAGGACGCCGUCUCGUUCGAGACGUCCGCCGACGACGCGGAGGCCGUCCCCUCCGCCGUCUUCCUUGAACGCCCUUCCCCUGAUGGCGACGGCGACGCUCCUCCCUGCGAGGUCACUGUUCAUUUCAGGGGAAAGUAUGAGAUUCACAGGGUGUAUGUGCGAAGCACAGCUCGGAUUUAUGAAAUAUACUAUACAACUGACCCCAAGGAUAGCUCUAAGGAUUAUCUAUGCACUGUGCGUUGUGGACCUGCAGUUAAAGAGCCACUCCCCUCUGCUGAAGAAAGUAUGCCCCAAUGGAGUAGUGAUGCCUCAACUAGUGAAAAGCAUGAGCAUGAAACCAAAAGCGUAAGCAGUAGUAUUGAUGAAGAUAGCUGGGUUGAUGUCAAAAUCCCAGAGUUACAUGUGGAAAAGAACAGAUCUAAAUCUCAAGAACCUAAUGCAAUUGGAGUCAAACAGGAAACCACUCUGGCACACUAUGAAGCAACUGCUGAGAUAACUGAUGCAAGCCCAUGUGUAUCUCUAACUGUUCGCCUCCUUUCACUUCAGUCAAAAACAUCAGUGCACAUCGAGGAGAUUUACAUAUUUGCUGAUCCUGUUGAGCCAACCAAUGAUGAAUCAGAAACACGUCCUGGAAACAUGGGAGGUAGUUCUUUGUUGGCUAUGCUUGUCCCUAGCCUCAUGCAAAUGUCCAAAUCAAGGAACCAGAAAACGGACAAUAAAUAUUUUUCUGAUGCCUCAAGGACUCAGCUUUCCCAAGGUUGUGCAAUGGCAGUGAAUAAUAGUCCAUGUGAAAAUGUAGUGCGAGAUGCAGAGCCGUGUAGCACAGAUGAUUUAAAUUUCAAGUCAGCAGGGAUGGAAAGCAAACUAAAUGCUAUAGAUGGCGAUACAAUAACUUAUGAAAAAGGCAACCAUUAUGAGCUAAAGGAUUCCAAGUCUAUUCUAUUGCCUAUACAAACAACAGAAAAUACACAAGCUCCUUUGACAAAGAACCAGAGUGUGUCAAAUACAGAUCAGCCUGUUACUCCUCUCAUGGAUGAAAAUCCAAAUCCUUACAGUCGCAUUGAGGGAAAGCUGGAUACUCUUCUCUCUAAGAUGGAGAAGAUGGAACUAUACUGCUCCAGGUUUGACGAUGGUAUGAUGAGGCCUAUCUGUAGCAUCGAGUCAAGGCUUCAGCGAUUGGAACAACAGUUUGAUGUGUUCUCUAUGGAGAUUAAGACUUUACAAGCUUCUUCUGCAAGAAUGACAGCCCCAGAUGGUUUAUCUGAUAUGAUUAAUCCACAGGAUAAAACAGAUAAUGAUGGUAAGGCUGAAAAUUCUGCUUCCACAACCAACAGGCAGCCAGGUCUGGUUGUCAGAGCACCAGAGUUUUCUUUAGAAGAAUCCUUCAGUUGCGAUAAGUCCAAUGAAAAUGCAGUUACCUUACGUGGACCGAGCAUGGUGCCAAGGCUUCUUGUUAAGGCUCCUGAUUUUGUUUCUGAAUCUGAGUUUGCUUGUGAGAAGCUUCAUGAUGGGUCUUUCUCACCAGUUGAUUUUGCUCUGUCUUCUGAGAAAGAACCUAAAACUUCCCCAGGUUUAGUUGUCAAGGUUCCAGAAUUUCCAAAUGAUUCAGAUGAUGAAUUGGAGGAAGAGAAAGAAACAGAAGUUGGUGAUCAUGAUGAUGGUCAUACAAAAUCUGAUGCUGCUUUGAGUGAAAGCACUGUUGACAGCUUCAAAAGCAAAUCUCAUGUAUCUGUCGAUGGUGCUCUAGCAUCAGCCUUGGAGGCACUUCUUGGUUCAACCAAGAAAACACCAUCUUCGCAAUCUGCUGCUUGCCCUGCCAGUAAUUCAACUGCUGAAAAUACUACUGAUUCUUCUACCUGCCCAUUUUCUUCUGAACAAGUUGAUGAGACAUCCACUAAUGAUGGCUCGGCUGGCCAAUUAUCUGGUACAUUCGUUGAUGCAAAUAAGGUCAAUACCUUCAUAUCUUGUGAGGAAGCAGAUGCAGUUCCACAAACUUAUAUCUCUAAGGCAAACUUGAAGGCUGAGGUAAACGAUCUGAAUAAUGUUCUCGAUUUGAACAUGAUGGCAUUUGCUGAAAGCACAGAACCCUUGUGUGUUCCACAGCUUCACACAGUUGAGGAAUCUAAAGAUGUUGGAAGCCAAGCAAAUCUAAAGAAUAAUGGCUCUAGUUCAUACAUGAUGCAAUCCAUUGCAAACACUGAGCACAUCAUCGCUCCUUCUCAGCUUCCUACUGUCUUGGAAUCUAUUAAUGAUGGACAACAGUUGAAUGGCAACAGAUCUACCUUGUCCUUGGCAGAGUUUCUUGUGGCAAGAAAUGCUAACUUUAGUAAGAAUGUGAUUUCUGAAGCAUUAUCUAGUAAUGGUGGUGCUGAAAUGCAUACCUUCAAGAGAACAUCGAUGGAAUCUGCUAAGAAUAUAAAGGAUAUCAAUCAACUUCUGCUGCAGAAAGCUCUAGAGGUUAAUGAGGAUGACAGUGCUAAGUUUUCUGUUUCUGGUGGGAUGAACUCUUGUUGUCUUAGAGCCUUUACUGAUUCCAAGAAAAGAUGCAUUGAGAGCAGCGGCUUGGAGGCAAGCCUCAAUGAUAGCUUUACAAAAUCAGAGGUAGAGCACUCCUUGUCAGAUUUGUGUAGUAUGGAAUCAUUUAGUGCAGAACCUGCUAGAGAAGCUGUCGGCUCAGGUGGUGUCACAGCUGGAAAUUGUGUUGAUGAUCCUUUUACAGGUAGUUCUACUGUAAACCCAACUGCAGGCGAAGAGCUGCAAAAGGUGUGUGACUUGCUUUACGAGUACAAUGAUGAUGUUUUAGGCAUGGCUUUCGUGGCAAAGAAAACAAGUAAGAGCAGCCCUUCUCUCGAAGUCCUACUUGCUGAAUCAUCUGAUUCGGAAGCGGAAAUUUCUGAUGCGAAGGACACUGACAAUGAUGCUGGCUUAAGUUCAGCUAGGUUGUUUAGUACAUUCUCGUCUUCAGAUGAUGAAGCUCCUCGCACUGAUGAACCUAUAAUUGAUGUAGUUGAUCUGCCAACACCAUUGGAUGCAUAUGCUUCUUCCAAGAACGAGCUGGUUGAUGAUGAGUCUUUGCUUGAUAUGGAUGAUCCGCCAAUUCCUCCAGAGUCGUAUGCUUCUGUCCUAAGCGACAUGCAUCAUGCAUGUCUAAAUGAUCAAUCAAAACCUUCAGGGACAUUCGCUGGAGAGGGCAAUGGAGAGUAUCCUGACAGCCUUAUAUAGGUUCAAUCAACAUUGUCCCACUUGUUAGAAAUAAGUCGAACAUACUCAAAAAGCCUCAGCUGCACUACUUUUUUUGUUGGUUUUACUGUACAUAUAUCAACGUUUGCUUCCACGCCCAUGCGGUUUUCUGUACAUAUAAGACUUACUGUGAGUAAACAAUUUACCUUUUGGUAUUACCUGUGUA
Molecule: messenger RNA, 3628 nt
Organism: Oryza sativa Japonica Group (Japanese rice)
Lineage: Eukaryota; Viridiplantae; Streptophyta; Magnoliopsida; Poales; Poaceae
Source: RefSeq, a predicted model, not a curated record